Molecule: messenger RNA, 3222 nt
Organism: Pyricularia pennisetigena
Lineage: Eukaryota; Fungi; Ascomycota; Sordariomycetes; Magnaporthales; Pyriculariaceae
Exons: 3
Coding region: 1-3222 (1073 amino acids)
Biological process (GO): cytosolic ribosome assembly
Cellular component (GO): ribonucleoprotein complex; cytosol
Molecular function (GO): translation elongation factor activity; GTP binding; ribosome binding
Source: RefSeq, a predicted model, not a curated record
AUGCCGGUCGUAAGCCCGGAAAAGCUGGCGCGGCUCCAGCUACAUGCUGACAAUGUUCGGAAUAUCUGUAUUCUGGCACAUGUGGACCAUGGCAAAACGUCAUUAACAGAUGCCUUGUUGGCGACAAAUGGUAUCAUCUCACCAAAGCUUGCCGGCAAGAUUCGGUAUAUGGAUUCUCGUCCUGAUGAACAGGCCAGGGGCAUCACCAUGGAAUCAUCAGCAAUAUCAUUACUUUUCUCCAUGCUGCGGAGAUCGAGUCCAGAUGCAGCCCCUUUGGCCGCAGACUAUCUCAUCAACCUUAUUGAUUCUCCUGGCCAUAUCGAUUUCAGCAGUGAGGUGUCAACUGCCUCGCGCCUAUGCGACGGUGCUGUGGUCUUGGUUGAUGCCGUAGAGGGUGUUUGUAGCCAAACGGUCACAGUUCUUCGCCAAACAUGGACCGAAAAGCUCAAGCCGCUGCUCGUCAUCAACAAGAUCGAUCGCCUGGUCACCGAACUCAAAAUGUCACCAUCAGAAGCCAACGUUCACCUUUCCAAGAUUCUGGAGCAGGUCAACGCUGUUCUUGGUAGUUUUUUUCAGGGCGAAAGGAUGGAGGAGGACCUUAACUGGCGAGAGAGGAUCGAGGAGCGCGUUGCCGCUGCCGCUGCCCGGGAAGCACAGGCAGCCGGUCAGCAAGAUGACGAGGCAGGCGAGCUGAACUUCCAAGAAAAGGAUGAUGAGGAUCUUUACUUUGCACCUGAGAAAAACAACGUCAUUUUUGCCAGCGCGAUUGAUGGUUGGGCAUUUACCGUCCGUCAGUUCGCCGGCCUAUACGAGAAGAAACUCGGCAUAAAACGCAGCCUCAUGGAAAAGGUCCUCUGGGGAAAUUUCUACUUGGACCCCAAAACCAAGAAAGUACUCGGGCCCAAGCAUUUGAAAGGGCGAGCACUGAAGCCCAUGUUUGUGCAACUAGUACUCGAGCCCAUCUGGACUGUAUACGCCGCUACGAUGGGAAAGGAGUACAACGGCCAUAGUGAUGCAGCCCUGUUGGAGAAGAUCACUAAGUCACUCAACAUCAAUGUCCCCGCGCACAUCCUCCGGGCAAGGGAUCCUCGGUUGCUGCUAACAACUGUUUUUGCCUCUUGGCUCCCGCUAUCUGUGGCUCUCCUAGUGUCGGUCGUCGAAUCACUUCCAUCACCAAAGGCCGCACAAGCAGAGCGUUUGCCUGAGCUCUUGCGAUCAUGCCCAGGACCGGGUUGUAUUGAUUCCAAGAUCCAAGACGCAAUGGUGCAGUUCAAGUCAUCUGUGGAUGAUCCAGUUGUAGCCUAUGUCAGCAAGAUGGUGUCAAUCCCAGCCAGUGAUCUACCCGAGAACAAACGCCGGAAUGGUCCUCUCAGCCCCGAAGAGGCACGGGAACUAGCUAGGAAAAAGCGUGCCGAGGCCGCAAAAGCCCAGGCUGGUGCCAACAACGGUAUCGAUGACCUUACUUCUGCCAUCGGUUCUGCGAGCCUGGAUGACGACCCAGUUACUCCUGCUGAGCCCGAGGCAGAAUCCGAACCAGAGCAUCUAAUUGGCUUUGCCCGUAUAUAUUCAGGGAGCUUGUCGGUGGGGGAUAGCAUCUAUGUUCUUCCACCAAAGUUUUCUCCGGCCACGCCCAACGCCGAUCCCAAGCCGCGGAAGGUCACCGUCGAGGCUCUUUACAUGCUCAUGGGCCGCAGUCUGGAGAGCCUUACCACUGUACCUGCUGGCGUCGUGUUCGGUAUCAAGGGUCUUGAGGGUUCAGGCAUUCUCAAAUCUGGAACUCUCUGUAGCCAACUAGAAGGGGCCGUCAACCUGGCAGGUGUUGGUAGCGCGGUCGGUCGACCAAUAGUCCGGGUCGCCCUUGAGCCUGAGAACCCUGCAGAUCUUGACAAGAUGAUUGCAGGUCUGAAGCUCUUGGUGCAAAGUGACCCAUGUGCCGAGUAUGAGCAGUUUGCGAGUGGAGAGCACGUCCUCCUGACUGCCGGUGAGCUGCACCUCGAACGAUGCCUCACUGACCUCCGCGAACGCUUCGCCCGAUGUGAGAUCCAGGCCGGUGCGCCCAUUGUGCCCUACCGUGAAACCAUUGUCAAGGCCGAGGAGAUGCGGCCACCAGCCAACAAGGAACUUGGACGAGGCUCGGUCGUUGCAGUCAGCAGCUCCAAGCAGGCUACGAUCAAACUGAAGGUCAGCCCACUGCCAAAGGAUGUUACCGAUUUCCUGCUCAAGCAGACUGCUGCCAUCAAGCAACUAUCCUCUGACCCUGCAGGUAAUAACGAUGCUGCAUCUGAGCCCGGGGACAAGGUAGAGGAAUCCCAGGCAGACGAAGCCUUCGCGGGUAUUGAGGAGGCAAAGACGCUGAGCCCGGAAGAGCUUAAAUCACAGCUCAAGGAGAAGCUGGAAUCCGGCAAGGGACGUGAGGCCUGGAAAUCAGCUGCAGAGCGCAUCGUAUCUUUCGGGCCACGGAGGACUGGACCGAAUAUUCUUGUGGACGGCACUGCUAGCGGCAUAUUACCAAGGAUCUUUGGAGAUGAAGCAAACAAGGCCGAUGCCCCGUCUGCGGAUGAGCGUCUCAAGGCAAGCCACUUUGCUGACAAGAUCGCGUACGGCUUCCAGCUGGCCAUGGCCCAAGGCCCCCUAUGCCACGAGCCAGUCCAGGGGGUGGCCGUCGUUAUCGAAGACGUCGAGCUUGCCGAAACCGCACAUGAUUCAUCAGCUCGUGACGCCAUAGGUCGUCUCACUGGCGAGGUCAUCAAGGCGGUGCAGCAAGGCAUACACAAGGGUUUCCUAGACUGGUCACCUCGUUUGAUGCUGGCCAUGUACUCCUGCGAGAUACAAGCAAGCACCGAGGUCCUAGGUCGCGUCUACGACGUCCUGACCCGCCGACGCGGAAACGUCCUCUCCGAGGCGAUGAAGGAGGGCACGCCCUUUUUCACCAUCCAGUCCCUCCUCCCCGUCGCCGAAUCUUUUGGCUUCGCAGAUGAGAUGCGCAAGCGCACGUCGGGCGCCGCCCAGCCACAGCUCAUCUUCACGGGCUUCGAGAUCCUCGACGAGGAUCCCUUCUGGGUGCCCUUUACCGAGGACGACCUCGAGGACCUCGGCGAGUAUGGCGACCGCGAGAACGUGGCCAAGAGGUACAUGGACGGCGUCAGGAGGCGCAAGGGUCUGCUUGUGGAGGGUAGGAAUGUUGCGAGGGAUGCCGAGAAACAGAAGAAUAUGAAGAGGUAG